Molecule: messenger RNA, 2842 nt
Organism: Aedes aegypti (yellow fever mosquito)
Lineage: Eukaryota; Metazoa; Arthropoda; Insecta; Diptera; Culicidae
Product: zinc finger protein 420
Exons: 4
Coding region: 125-2809 (894 amino acids)
Biological process (GO): regulation of transcription by RNA polymerase II
Cellular component (GO): nucleus
Molecular function (GO): DNA-binding transcription factor activity, RNA polymerase II-specific; RNA polymerase II transcription regulatory region sequence-specific DNA binding
Source: RefSeq, a predicted model, not a curated record
AUUUAUUUACCAACAAGCAACGAAGUUUGUUUAGCUCAUUAUUCUCGGACUUAUUCGGAAUAUUAUUUUCCUAGUUUUAAUCUAUUCUGUUCAUUAUUGUAGCCAUAUUGCAUCGUAAUUUACGAUGGUCUUCACAUGGUGUAGUGUUCCUCUAUGCAGAAAUUUAGCGAGUUCCCACAAAGAUCAUCAGUUCUACCCGUUUCCGGAGGACCCAAACCUGCGAUCGCAGUGGAUACAGAAGACACGUUACCCGAAUGAAAUUGUUGGUCGGGAGGCAGUUUGUUGUCUGCAUUUUAUGAAGGAUAACUUCGAGUAUUGCAAGCAAAGCAAUUCCUACGUAUUGAAACCAUACGCCGUGCCCAACCAGUUUCUGCCAAAGAAUGGUGAAUCGGAAAGCUUCCCAUUCACGCCGAACAAAGGCCGAAUCACGAAACAGGAUGCGGGACUGCACUUUUCUGAAUUGUUACGUAAAUUACGGGGAUCAACGCCAACUAGCGUUCCGAAGCCAAAGCCGACCUUCUUGUCCAAAGAGGACCUGGAGGUGAGAAGGAAACUGAAAGAAGACCCUCAUAUCCGGGAGUACGUGAUGAAGGAGGCAUUCCCCAAUUUGGACUAUGAUUUACUGUCGUCUCUUCUGCAGCGUUUUUCCGAUCCCAACGGAAAAGUGACCAUCAAUCACAGCUCAACGAAGCAAGUGAUAUCAUUGACCUAUCAAACGACAGCCGAUUUGGAGGCAUCGGAUGAGCUGAAUCCGCGCAACGUGGUUCAAUUGGCACGCGAUGAAUCGUACGCUUCGCGACAGAAGCCACGAGAAUUGGCCGAAGAGCUGGACUUUACCGGUCAAAUAAGCUUCUCGGGGAAGUUUCCCAACAUUUAUCGGGACAACUAUUUCGAUAACUGGCCGACGCAACGCCGGAAGCGAAACAAAGUUGUAACUGAGCAGGAGGACCCCAUCUAUAGCAUCUGCAAUAAAUGCUGCAAGCUGAUACCAAGUGAAGCGAUCUCAGUCCAUCUUCAAACGUGCGAUUUCCGAAUGUCUCAAUGCACCACGUGCUUCGCGGGAUUUCUCUCCAUCAACGAGCUGUACGAUCACGUCAAAGCAUCACAUCCAGAUGCGCUGCAGGAAACGGCUACGACCGGGCCUUUCCAGUGUGGCAAAUGUGACAAAACGUUCCUCAAGUUGAUCCAGCUCGGGAAGCAUAUAACGGACCAUCAGAAAACAAUCAUGGAACAAAAACUUGAGUGCGGAUUGUGUACUUCGGUGUUUGCGACGUUAGUGAAUCUGAAGGCGCAUUUCAUCUACGACCAUGGUAUAGGUCAGGGAGCAGCGACAGGUCCUGCCAUAGCGCCAAACGAACUAGUUCCCGUAUCGUACAAGUGUGGCUUUUGCAGUGAACAUUUUGCGCAGCCUCAGCAAGUGGCCGAGCAUCUGCAGGAAAAACACUCGGAGGAGCUAGUGCAGUAUAAUCAGCAACAAUCCUCGAUCGGAACUACUGUGCCUUCCAUCAAGAAACAAUUCAAACUCACUGAAGCCGAUAUGGGAGGCCCGGAGGGAACCUUCGAUAUAUUUCUGUGCAAACAAUGCCCGGCACGGUAUCGAACCUUGAAAGACUUCAAGGCCCACUCGGAACUCAGUGGCCACCAGCUGCUGCAGAAUUGCACUUUUUGCGAGAGUGACUUCAAAGACGAAUCCGCCUACAAUAAACACAUCAAUACGCACAACCCCGAAAAACUGUUCCGCUGCAAUAAAUGCAUAGGACCAGCAAUAAAUUUCGAAGAUUUGGAGCAACUCAUUGAACAUCGCAAAAAAGUGCACCCCAACGAAACGAGUUGGUUGUUCAAACCGUGCAAAGUAUGCAAGAAAUACGUCUAUGUUCCGACGAUGGGUCUGCAUAAGGCUUUUCAUCGGUCCACAACUGAAUACCGAUGUCCCGAGUGUAACGUCGUCGUUUCCAGAAACGAAAGGAAAUCUCACGCUCAGCGACACCACAAUGAGCAGAAUGCUCUUCGCAAGUGCCGAUUUUGCCACGUGUUCGAAGUGAAGGAGCUUCUCACGGAGCACGAAACAAUUUACCACCCGGAGGAAACCCCGUAUGCCUGUGCGCUCUGCGAAACGAAAUGUGAUACCCAGGAGCAGUUGAAGUGCCACGUGGACAUUCACCACAAUCCGACGGAGUUCAAAUCCCUGGGGCCGUGCCUGUACAAAACCAUCGCCGUCGAAAAUGCCGAAUACUACGAGUGUCGGAUUUGUCUGAUCGAUCACGUCUAUCGGGCCGAAAUGGUCAAGCACAUCCGGGCGGACCAUAUGCGAAAACCGCGCCAAAACACGUGCACGAUUUGUGGCCGUAUUUUCCGACGAGCACGGACACUGCUCACCCAUCUGAAGAAGCUGGAAUGCCAACCCGGGCAGAAUUUACCGCUUGUGAAGAAACCGUGCUCGGUGUGUAAGAAGUGGCUGCCGAAGCAGGACCACGCAGCACAUUUUAAGCGCGUUCAUCCGGGAUUGUUUCCGAUUGUGUGUGUUCUCUGUGGCCAGUCGUACACGGAUCAGAGCCACAUUCAACAGCAUAUGGACAUGGAUCACACCGUGGAGGAAAGGCAUGACUUUAUUUCGCGCCAACGCGGAUACCAGGUGUUCGUCGACGGUAAGUAUCAGUACUUCGAGUGCAAACUGUGCGGCCAGGAGUUCACUCAUAAGCUGACGUGCGAGGAGCAUUUGCGGAUGCACUCGUUUGGUGUGUUUCUGCAGGAUUCGGACAUCAUUAUGGAGGUCGAUGUGGUGGAUGAAGACGUCGAUGAUGACGAUUGAGGUCUUUCAAUAAAUUACACAGCGCAACAAGGA